CCAUAUCCGACGAACAGAAUUUCCUGCCAAAGUAGUUCAUUUAUUUUUCCUAUCCGAAUUCUCCGCUUAGAAAAUUUUGCUUUCCAAAUCCAAAGAAUCAUAAAAAAGGAAAAAUGGCGACCUCUGCUUUAGCCAUUGCAACUGCAAAGCCAUUGACCCAUCGUUUCUCCAACUCUAAGCACACUUCAUCACCAUCCUUCUCCUGUUCUUGCUCUUCUUCCACGCCACUCCCACCUCCCAACGAACCCAAACUCUCUUUCAACUCAAAACCUGUUGCGAAACAAUGUGUUUUCAAUGUGGGUGUUGGGCUUUUAGCAGCUUCACUUCUUGCUUGCUCACCAUUGGAGGCUGAUGCCACCAGGAUCGAGUAUUUUGCAACUGUUGGGGAACCUCAAUGUGAGCUCAACUAUGCCAAAUCUGGUCUUGGUUACUGUGAUGUUAUUGUAGGGUCUGGUGUGGAAGCUCCACGUGGAGAGCUUGUCAAUAUUCACUACACUGCAAGAUUUGCUGAUGGGAUAGUCUUUGAUAGUAGCUAUAAACGUGCUAGACCUCUCACCAUGCGAAUUGGUCUUGGCAAGGUCAUUAAGGGAUUGGACCAGGGAAUUUUAGGGGGUGAAGGAGUCCCUCCUAUGCUUGUUGGUGGAAAACGUAGGCUUCAGAUUCCACCAAACUUAGCAUAUGGACCAGAACCUGCGGGAUGCUUUUCCGGCGACUGCAACAUACCUGCCAAUGCAACUCUCCUAUAUGAUAUUAACUUUGUUGGCAUCUACUCUGGAAAUGCAAAGUGAUUAAAGUGAUGGUCCCUCCAAUCUGAUACUUUUUGACAGGUACCUGUUGGUGGAACACUUUGACCAACUAAAUGAUUUAUCCAAAUAGUUCGGUGUCUACCAAACAAGCUCCUAAAGACUAUGUUCCAUGCUACCAUAUUAUUUUCUUUGGAGUUAGGCCUUUGUUUCUUUAUAAUAUAUAUAUAUAUAUAUUCUGUUUCUUGUGUGCAAAUGGCAUCCAAUUUUAAAGGCAAACAGAUACUUGGUGAAGGGCUAAAAUUAUACUUCUACAAACUUCAUUUGGUAGACAUUUUUGUAAUAUUCAAGCUCAACAAUCCGAGGUUAAGCCCUUUCAAUA
This is a messenger RNA of Gossypium raimondii (Peruvian cotton), 1125 nucleotides long. Its product is annotated as photosynthetic NDH subunit of lumenal location 4, chloroplastic. Gene Ontology annotation, molecular function: peptidyl-prolyl cis-trans isomerase activity. NCBI's taxonomy places the organism in Eukaryota, Viridiplantae, Streptophyta, Magnoliopsida, Malvales, Malvaceae. Gene Ontology annotation, cellular component: chloroplast. The record is from RefSeq and is a predicted model, not a curated record. Bases 114 to 788 code for a protein of 224 amino acids. The transcript is spliced from 6 exons.